Molecule: messenger RNA, 8581 nt
Organism: Saccoglossus kowalevskii
Lineage: Eukaryota; Metazoa; Hemichordata; Enteropneusta; Harrimaniidae
Product: teneurin-3-like
Source: RefSeq, a predicted model, not a curated record
AGAAAAAUUUGGGAUGGAUAAUAAAGGAAAAAGCAAAAUCUCGGGAGUGAGAUCACGACGUGAACGCCAAGCACAAGCUAGAUGCAGUAACUCAUCAGCAGACGAAGAUCAAGGGGAUCUCCACUUGCCGGUUAGCGCUGCCGCUCCACCACCAGGAACUUCAUACAGCUCAGAUGAAACACUGAAGGCUUAUGAGUGUGAAGCUAAAGGUACCAUGAGAAGUGUCAGAUUUCCUCCUGAUGAUGACUAUGCUGAAGCUACGGAUUGCACCUUAACAGAUGUGACACCUAAUGAAGACACAGACCAGUGCUGUUACCACGACAAUAGAGCCAGUUUCUUUAGCAACGCUUCAGAAGGGGACGUGGAAAGCGACGGGGAUGGUAUCAGUUCUGAACAGCUUCUAAAAGUUGUAGACAAUUAUUUAAAGAAUAAACCAUGGGAUACGCACUCUAAUGAUUCGGCACACAGCAUUGGCAGUAGUCGGAGCAGCCUCACAUUAACAGAAACCGAGCAAGAAGGACGGGAUUCUAGUGACCAACAUGAGACAGGUGUGAAUAUUUUCACGAAUAACAGCACAUUGCCCAGUACGAAUAAGACCGCAAAUCUGCCCAGACCGGCAAAUUCUCUACCUGUAAGUCAUUCAAGCCGUUCAUCGGGGGCCACCAGUUCGCUGCCAAGAUUUGAUCCACCACCUCCUCCAUUGCCAGAGAGAAAUCUCCCAGUUCUCAGCACGUCCGUGCCAUCACCUGUGUUACCACCUCCAGUUGUCGUUCCAGCUGCUCCUGUCUUGGCAACGUCGGCCACACCAAACACUUACACUAUGGGGUUACCACAAACUGAUCAUCGGACCUAUCAAAGUAUACAAUCUUUACAAGGGCAACCACGGAACACUAUGCAGCAAGAAGAAAGAUAUUUUCCUCUUCCUUCUGUCCGCAGCAGCCAGGUAGAUUAUCCUUCUGCUACCAUGGCAACCACAACUGUUGCCCUUCCUCCUUUCACCAGGGCGCUGCAUAACGACAUCCGACCGAGUGCAAAGAUACAGCAAGUCAAGCGCAGUAAGAAGAAGCAAAGCAAGUUACAGAAAGUUUGCGGUUUCUGUCAUUGGAAGUGUCUGGCAGUGGUGUUCAUGUUUAUUACAUUACUUCUUGCAGCAACAGUCGCCUACUUUAUAGCGGUGAGAGCUCUGGAUGUAAAUUGGAAAUUUGAUGAACAGCCGAUUGGUGACGGUGAUUACGGUGUAUUCGAAGAUACAACAGAGAGUAGUGUAACAACGAAUCUGUUUACUACAGGUAAACCAAUAGAAAAGAUGUCUCCUACAGUAUCACCAGUGUUUCUUACCGGGCAAUCAGUGCAAAAACUCGUUCCUCCAGGAAAGUACUUCAGAACUAUUUUAUACAUAAAAACUGCUAAAUACGUGGAGUUUAAUUUAUCUGUGCCAAACGACUCUCAACUUGUCAUGUACGGCAAGAAAGGAGACGAGCCAACUCACACAAAGUUUGAUUUUAUGCAAGUAUUUGAGAAGAGUCUGAACAGGGACUAUGAAAAUGAGCAAGAGAGACAAACACGGAGUGGUGAACAGGUGUAUGAUCCUAUUCCAGAAACGUUGCGGUUUCAAUUUCAAAAUAGGAAGGACUUGCGUAAAAGGGACUUGACAGAAGGAAUUAGAGAAACGAUCGAAUCGAAACUUUUUUUGAAUUCGAGGAGACGGAGAAGCACCUCGACAACUGUGAACUCAGAAAUAUUUACUCAUUAUAUGCUGCCCGGCCACUGGUAUUUAGCGGUGUUCAAUGAUGGAUCAACACCACAACAAAUAAUACUAAAUGCAAAUAACUAUGUAGCUCCUACUACAGAGACUGACGCAGAGUGUCCUAAUGGUUGCCAUGGUAAUGGACGUUGUGUCGAUAGUAAAUGCGAUUGCUAUCCCGCAUACACCGGUGAUGAUUGCUCCUUAGGUGUAUGUCCUGUACUUUGUUUUGGCCGGGGUAUAUAUGAUGGCGGUGUCUGUCAAUGUGAGCCAGAGUGGAAAGGACCCGAAUGUACAGUACCAAACUAUGAAUGUAUCAUACCAGAUUGUAAUGGUCAUGGCGAGUGUAUUGACGGUGUGUGUCUGUGUGAACAACGUUUUAAAGGCGAAUUCUGUGAACUUGUGGAUUGUCUGGAUCCAUCGUGUUCAGGUCAUGGUGUCUGUUUCGAAGGUCAAUGUCACUGUGGACAUGGAUGGAUGGGUGAUUCUUGUGAUAAACCUGUACCAGUUGAGGUGAUUGAAACCACCGUGUGCCCGUCUCUGCCCAUAGAGGACACAGAGGUAGGGGAGACUUUAGACACAGACAGAGUCUGCCAUGGAAGGGGUUACUAUGACAACAGUAUUGGUAGAUGCAUUUGUGAUGAUGACUGGGGAGGACGAGAUUGCUCUCACAGUAUCUGUGAUGAAGACAGUGAUUGCGGCCCCAACCAAGAAUGCCAGAUGUCGUCAUGUGUUUGUAUGGAAGGCUGGACCGGAUCAGAAUGUCAGACCCAGAAAUGUAAGGUGCCGUGCUCCAUUCAUGGACUAUGUAUUGAUACAGUGUGUCGCUGUGAUCCGGGCUGGAAUGGAUGGCUGUGUUCCAAUGAGGGGUGUCCCAAUUCCUGUAAUGGACAGGGUGAAUGUACAUUGGUAAAUGACGACUGGCAGUGUGUAUGCAAUGCACAGUGGAAGGGACAUGACUGUAGUAUUGGUAUUGAAGACAGAUGUAAUGAUAGAAAAGAUAAUGACUUAGAUAAUCUUGUUGAUUGCCAGGACCCUGAUUGUUGCAGUGCAAUGAAUUGUAUUUCUGAUGGAUUGUGUAAAAGUGUUCCUGAUCCAUCGUCCCUGAUUAAACUGAGAGAUGAUGUUCCACCCAAUGCUCCUUUUUAUGACCAUGUUAGUUUCUUAACAGAGCCAAGUAGUGUCCAACUCAGUUCUAUGCCAUUUGCAUUUACAGAAAGCAUGUACAGAGUAUCGGUAGUUCGUGGUCGCGUAGUGACUACAGAUGGAAGUCCACUGAUUGGUGUCACUGUCAGAAUAAAAGAUCUGCCAUUGUUUGGUUUCACCUAUUCCAGGAUUGACGGGAUGUUUGACUUGAUAGUACGAGGUGGCGGCUCAGUUACUGUUCAGUUCAGCCGUGACCCAUUUGAGACAUCCUACCAAUCGGUUUUCGUCCCGUGGAAUGACUUUGUUGUUGUGGAUGAUGUUACCAUGUCAACAUACUUUGGCAACAGAGAUCUUCAGCCGUGUGGUAAAACUCUACAAAAACCAGAUGUUGUCUUUUUGAGUGAAACCUCCAGUGAAAAGGGUUCAUGUCUUUCAGCCGUGCUGGCUGACAUCCAGGCUGUUCAUGAAGAAAUCCGUAUCCCAGAUACACCCAUCAGUUUGGUUUAUCAUAGCAACAAGGCUCCUGGUUACCAGACUCUUCUUCAUCUUCAACUCACUCCUCCACAGUUUGUGGAAAAGCUGUCGCGAGUGCAUCUACGGAUAACGGUGCAGGGUCGAGUGUUCAGCAAGAUAUUCAUAGCGCAUCCAGAUCUGAGGUAUACUUAUGGAUGGGAUAAGUUUAAUGUGUAUGGAGAAAAAUCGUAUGGUAUCGUCAUGGCUACAGUUUCCGUUGGAUACGAGUAUGAUGGUUGUGGUUACAUAUUAUGGGAUAGGAAGAUGGCCGAGCUUGCUGGUUAUGACAUUGUCACAACUGCCAUGGCAGGAUGGCGAAUCAAUCUCCAUCAUGGCUUCAAUGUUUGGAAGGGUUCGGUUAAUAAUGGAGACGGCACGGACAUUCGAGUACCGAAAGACAAACCCCCACUCAUUAUGUCUGUGAUGGGUAAUGGUAAAAGCCGUGACAUAGAAUGUUCCAACUGUGAAGGAAAAGCCAAAGGCAAUAAAGUAUUGGCACCAGUCGCUGUAGCUAGCUCACCUGAUGGAAGUCUGUUUGUUGGUGAUUAUAACUUCAUAAGAAAAAUUCAGCCCAAUGGUAAUGCUACUAAUAUUUUAAAGAUGCAUUACCUGCCGACUCAUAAAUACUAUCUAGCAGUGAGUCCAUUGGAUAAUUCCGUGUACAUGGCUGAUAGUCAAACUAGACAAAUUCUCAAACUGCGCUACCUUGUACCACCAAUUGAUGUUAAUGAUAAUAUAGAAUUGAUAGCUGGCACUGGAGCACAGUGUUUACCAUUAGAUAAUAAUCAGUGUGGUGAUGGUAGACAAGCAAGAGAAGCUAAACUUAUUGGACCAAAAGGUUUAACUAUUUCAUCAGAUGGGUCUAUAUACUUUAUUGAUGGAUCAGUGAUUAGAAUGAUUAAUACAGAUGGUAUUAUUUCUACUUAUAUGGGAUCACAUGACACCAUAGAUUCACCAAGACCAUUCCGGUGUCAAGGAACAAUGACAUUUGAUGAGGUGCAAUUAGAAUGGCCGAUAGACAUUGCAGUCAAUCCUGUAGAUGGGUCACUCCACGUCCUUGAUAAUAACAUAAUCCUGAAACUGACACCUGAUAAAAAAGUGUCAAUCGUAGCAGGAAAACCAGUGCACUGUAUUUCAUACUUUAAUCAAUCAAGAUCCGUCAUUGAAGAAUUUUCUAUAUUUGACCAAUCAGAUGCUUUGCUUGCACGUGGUGACUUUCUCAGUAAAGCACUCGCAAUAGCGUUCUCACCGACGGGUGAACUAUACGUGACCGAGACCAACAGUAGAUUUAUUAACAGGGUUCGGAAAAUCACCACUGAUGGGAGAAUUGUGCUGUUUGCUGGUGGUGUUUCACAAUGUGAUUGCAGUACCGAGGAUUGCGACUGCUUCAUUGGUGAUGAAAUAGUUGCUAAGCACUCCAUGUUGCACAUACCAACCGCCAUCACCGUUGCCCCUGACAACACUCUGUACAUUGCUGAUCAGGGUAAUCUUCGUAUCCGCUCCGUCUCUCCAAAUAUGCCACAGCCUCGCCAUGGAAAACAGUACGAUGUCGAGUCGCCAAUCAGACAAGAAAUGUAUGUGUUUAAUAAUGAUGGCAAACAUAUUAUGACCCGGGACGUGGUGACUGAUGAAAUUGAAUUGAAUUUCACUUACACUGAUAAUAAUGAACUGAAGAAUAUAAUAGCUACUGCUGGUGGUAUUUUCAAAAUAAAUAGAGAUAUUAAUGGAAUAGCAACAUCUUUCACAUCACCCGACAAUGACAGAUAUGAAGUUAUCAUGAAUUCUGAUGGGUACUUGCAAUCAGUUCUAACAACUAGCGGGAAAAUUAUGUCCACAUUUAGUUACCAUGGCGAUAGUGGGCUCCUAGCAACCAGAAAAGAUGGAAAUAUACUCACUAAAGUUUACAGGUAUGAUCAGUAUGGUCGCUUGGAUUCCAUCGGAUAUUCCAAUGGUGAUGUAACUCAGUUAGAGUCAGCAAUUAGCCUGGAAGGAGCAAGCACCAAGAUCACCCCUAGCAACCGAAUAAAGGUUAAGCUUAUGUCAGAGGUCAUGCCCUGGAUUACAAGGUUCCAAGAAAAAAGAGCUGACCAAAUUAUGAACAUCACGCUGUCACCGAAUGGGUCGACUUUAGUGACAUAUCCCAAUGGAGUGGAAGUAGAACUCGAAUCUGAAACUUAUCCAACAAUGGAGGAAACAAGCCCCGUGUUGACAAAGAGAAAAAUCACUUUACCAUCGGGCAAUGUGCAUCGGUUAGAAUGGAGGUUUUAUGUCAGACGUGGCGGUAGAAAGAGUAAAAGAACAGUUCAAGUUGUUGGAAGACGUCUACGGAUUAACGGUAUCAAUGCAUUAACUCUUGAAUACAACCGAUACACGAAAACCGAGACGCUACACGAUGCGGACAAUGAACCUCAGCUGAUAAUAUCACAUGAUAGUCAAGGUCUUCCAACCGAAUGGCAACCGAGCAAUGGUAUGAAGUCUGUGUUUGUGGAUUACAACCAGCAAGGGAGGGUCAGCUCAUGGCGUAAUGGCGUGUUGUAUAUGAUUGUGGAAUACGAUAACGAUGGGCGUGUCAGUGCCAAGCAUUAUAGUGGUGGCUCUGAAAUUAGAUUUAUGUACAUUGCUGGUAAAAAGCCCACUACUGUGAUUCUACCACUUGGACAGGAAUAUCAUCUAAGCUACAAGUCGGGACAAUUAUCAUCAGUCACAUCUCCGUCAAAGACAACUUACAGUUUAGAUAGACUUGCACUGGUUGGUAACUAUAGAAACAUCUUCUUCAUCAAUGAUACACAAUGGUUGAUAGAAGACCGUCUCAACACAGGAGCAAUUUCCAAGAUCUUGUAUCCUGGCAACAAAAGAAGAGUUACUUAUCUGUAUAACAACCAGGGCAUGAAAAGUGUAAUGCUGCAUGAUGAAGUAGUUGUCAAGUUUGACUAUUAUCGAUUUGAAGGACAGAUUAAAAGUAUUGAGAUGAAAGAUUCAUAUCUCAAGAACGUACUGCGCUAUAAAUAUCAUGGCCCAUUACCGAAAGAACAGACGAUGCGAUUCAAUGAAGAUGGGUUCAUCGGUGUGGAAUAUCGCUAUUCGUAUGAUAAUAAUUUCAAGAUAGCAUCUGUGCAGUCUGAUUUUGAUGGUCAUUCUUCACUGUUUUGUAAUUAUACAUACCACAUUGAGAAAGGUCAUCCGGUACAAUAUUGUAAUUAUACAGUGAUUCAGAUGGAAUGGUUUGCUGUCGUACUCGCUCACGGCGAGUCCACGAUCACAAAACAGUUUGACCAGUAUGGGCGUCUUAUCAUCUAUCAGCUGCAGAUCAAGAACGAGGAAGUCUACAAAAUGAUUGUGAAAUACAACAACAUUAGUUACAUUUCAGAAAGCCAACUGAAUACUCUGAAUGACCAAGUCAAGUUGAACUUUCUAUAUGACCAAAAUGGGCAAAUUUUGGAAGUGAAUGCUGGGAACUGGUUGUCAUGGCAAUAUUCCUAUGACAACAAUGGAAACUUGGUCAACUUGAAAUAUAAUGAUGAUAAUCAAUUCUUGCAUUAUGAUUCUCGUGACCGUAUUAUACAGUUUGUUGAUACUGCGUAUAAAAUUGAUGAUGAUGGAUUUUUGAUUCAAAGAGGUCAGGAAACAUUUCGUUACGAUUCCAAGGGAAAUCUUGUGCAUGCAUUAAAGGUUGGUGGAAAUGAAGUUUGGUAUCAUUAUGAUGGUCUCAACAGACGAGUGGUUCAAGCAGAUAACCGUGGCAACAGAGUACAGUAUUUCUAUGGUGAUAUUGAAUACCCUAAUCGUGUGACCAAUAUUUACGAUAAGUCUUCUCGUGAACUAUUGACAUUGAUCUAUGACUUACAAGGCUUUUUAAUGGCAAUCAGAGAUGGCAGUCGGCAGUACUAUGUAGCAACGGAUCAAUCUGGGAGUCCUGUUGCCGUCUUCAAUAAUAGAGGGGAAUUACUGAAACAGGUUGUGUACAGCCCAUAUGGAGAGAUUAUUCAGAACACAGCACCUAACUUCAAGCUUCAUCUGGGGUUCAGAGGUGGUAUCCAUGACGAAUUCACCGGGUUUGUACAUUUCCCAGAAGGUGACUACGACCCUGUGAUUGGACGAUGGAUCAACCCACAGUUUGAUGCUAUGUGGAGAUGGGCAACACAAACAAACAAACAUCCUGCUCUGAAUGUAUACAUCUACAAUGGCAACAACCCAGUAAAUGAUAAUAUUGGAGAGUUCCAGUUCAUGACAGACCUGAAGAAUUGGUUACCAGUGUUGGGUUUCAGUUUAACCACGAUGGUGCCGCAUACAGAUAAGAAUGGUGAAAUAACGCGCAAUUAUCAACAAUGGGGAAAAUCCACCAAUGAUGUAUGUAAUAGCCAGUUUACUUCCACUGUGGAAUGCAUUGCUUCUAAUCUCAUGGAUUCAUUGAACAAUCAUCUCUACUCAUUACCCACAAUGCAACUCUUUGAUGAUCCAGUAAUUGACCGAAUAGAAACCAGAACCAGUGAAGAUGGCAUAGGAUCAAGUAUAUUUAAAGAUCAUGUUAUCAUGUCUAUUGAAGAUGGACGGGUCGUAACACGACUGCUUGAUGAUAGCAAUGAAAAUCUUGCUAAUCUUGCAAAAGUUUUGAACGGAUCCGAAAUGUUGGAUAGGACAAAGUACAAUAUACAUGGGAAGGAAUCAGUUUACUUCGUUAAAGGGAGAAAUACUGUCGGUUAUGAUCUACGUGUGAUCGGGGCAACAACUGAUACUAAUACUCGUCCACUUAUUGAGCGCAUUGACUUAACUGAUGACUUAACUGUUACGAUUCACACGAUAUACCCCGGACACACAAAUAAAUUUUCAAAUAUUGAUAUUCGCAUCCACAGCACGUACUUAGUUCUGAAUAUCAGAUACGGUGCAACACCAGCCGAAGAUCAAGAUCGCGUGAGACGACAUGUUAAACAGCGGGCUAUUCUUGAUGCAUGGAAUCGGGAACGUGACUUGCUUUUGCAAGGAAGAGUCGGCUCCAGAAUGUGGACGGAGGAUGAACGCAACAGCGUCAUACAAAACCGAUACGUGGAUGGUUACGAUGGGUAUUAUGCGCAGGACAUUGAUAAAUACCCAGAACUAAUCGAUGAUUGUAACAGCAUAAGACUAUUAACCUACCAAGAGGGUGAUGAACUUACUGCUUCGCAGUUGAGCGGAGAAAUGUAG